AUGGGCUCUACUGUUGCUACACCAAGUAUGAGAGUCCUUGUCUGUCCAUCUGGCUUCAAGGGUAGCCUCCAGCCCAGUGAGGCUGCAGACUGUAUUGAAGCGGGGAUCCUCGCCGUUGAACCUAAUGCCUCGGUCCGCAAGGUUCCGUUGGUUGAUGGAGGCGAGGGUUUCACGCAGGCCAUUGUCACAGCAACAGGAGGUUCAUUGCAUCGAGUCCCUGUUGUCGGACCUGUAGGAGUUCAGAUCACGUCAUUCUUUGGUCUGCUGGGUCGCAAAGAGCAUGAGCCAACCACGGCUGUCCUUGAAAUGGCUGCUGCUGCUGGCCUGAGCUUAGUCCCGCCCAGUAGUCGCAAUCCAGGCAAGACAACAACAUUUGGUGUUGGCCAACUCAUCCUUGCUGCCCUUGAUGCUGGAGUCACCCGCAUUCUGGUUGGAUGCGGUGACUCUGGGACGUGUGAUGGUGGUGCAGGGAUGCUUCAAGCCCUAGGUGCAAGACUGCUUGAUGUCCAAGGGCGUGUUUUACCUUUGGCCGGAGGUGGCGAAUCACUCUUGGACCUUGGUUCUAUUGACCUUUCUGGAGUCGAUAAACGUGUCUUCAAAGCCAAAAUUGACGUUGCCGUGAAUUGGCAUAACGUGCUUUGCGGACCAGACGGAGUGGCAAAUGUCUUUGGUCCCCAGAAAGGAUCAACGCCAGAGCAGGCCGCUCGCCUCAGUCUUGCCAUGGAAAAGUUGGCAGACGUUGCUACUGGCAUUCUUUGUGACAAGAACGUACGACUGGCUCCUGGCGGCGGUGCUUCGGGAGGUCUUGGAACAGGCUUGCGCUUGGUAGGAGCUACACUCAGGCCCAGAUACGAGGUCAUUAUGCAGUACAUCAACCUGCACAGUAUAUUUGACGACUGCGAUCUUGUACUCACUGCGGAGGGGGGCAUUGACGAUCAAACUCCGAGGGGUAAGAUCCCUGCAGAAGUUGCCAGACUCGCAAAGAAACAUGGACUUCCAGUGAUUGCCAUCGCUGGUACGAUUGGGCAGGGCGCCAGAGUGAACUAUGAUAUCGGGAUUGAUGCUUUUACAUGUAUUAUUCAGCGUCCAAUGAGUCUGGACGAUGCGGUUUUGGAAGCGGAGAAAUUGACGAGGGAGAGUGCCGAGACGGUCAUGAGAAUCGUUGUGGUUGGGCGGAUGCUGGGCAAAUCCCCUUGA
Fusarium oxysporum Fo47 is the source of this 1197-nucleotide messenger RNA. RefSeq names its product glycerate kinase. The record is from RefSeq and is a predicted model, not a curated record. Gene Ontology annotation, molecular function: glycerate kinase activity. The transcript has a single exon. NCBI's taxonomy places the organism in Eukaryota, Fungi, Ascomycota, Sordariomycetes, Hypocreales, Nectriaceae. Bases 1 to 1197 code for a protein of 398 amino acids.